Molecule: messenger RNA, 1356 nt
Organism: Lodderomyces jiufengensis
Lineage: Eukaryota; Fungi; Ascomycota; Pichiomycetes; Serinales; Debaryomycetaceae
Product: peptidylprolyl isomerase
Exons: 1
Coding region: 1-1356 (451 amino acids)
Cellular component (GO): nucleolus; chromatin
Molecular function (GO): peptidyl-prolyl cis-trans isomerase activity; macrolide binding
Source: RefSeq, a predicted model, not a curated record
AUGUCACAUUCAACACCAAUUAGUACUUAUAAUUUAGCUUUAAAACCAUUUCAACCAGUACCUGCAAUUACUGAUGAUUUUCCAAUUACAAUUAGAUUAACUUUAGCUUCUUUAGAUCCCGAAGCAGAUGAUGAUAAAGCUGAACCAUCAACUUUAAGAAUAUUGAAAAAAAGUGAAUUUAUUGAUGAUGAUGAAGAAGAUGAUGACGAAGACGACGAAGAUGAUGAAGACGAAGAAGAUGAAGAUGAAGAAGAAGAUGAAUUAGAUGAAACAAUUAAAGCCAAUGGAUCAAAAGAUAAAAUUGAAAUUGAUGAAGCAGAACAAGAUGAUGAUUUAGAUUUAGAUGAUGAAGAUGACGAAGAAGUAGAUGAAGAAGAAGAUGAAAUUUCAGAAUAUAUUGUUUGUACAUUAUCACCAAAACAUCAAUUUCAACAAACUCUUGAUUUAACAAUUACCCCAGAUGAAGAAGUUUAUUUUGUUGUUACAGGUUCUUACCCAAUUCAUUUAACUGGUAAUUAUGUUGAACAUCCAGCUGAUGAAACAGAUGAAGAAGAUGAAGAUUAUGAUGAAGUUGAUGAAUAUGAUGAUGAAUAUGAUUUAACUCCUGAUGAAGAUGAACUUAUUCAUGGUAUAGAUUUUAAUGAAGAAUACGAUGAUGAAGAUGAUGAAGAUGAUGAAGACGAAAGAGAAGAAUCAGCAGAACCAGGUAAAAUUGAAGAAUUAAAGGAUGAUGAAGAAGAAGUAGGAGAAUCAAAAGAAGAACCAAAAGAAAAACCAUCACCAUCAUCUAAAAAAAGAGCAAAUGAUGAAACAAAAGAAUCAAAAAAAUCAAAAAAAUCUAAAAAUGAUUCAUCAAUUUCAAAUGAUGAAAAAAAAUCAGUUCAAUUUUCAAAAAAUUUAGAACAAGGUCCAACUGGUUCAACUUUAGUUAAUGAUAAAAAGAAAGAUAAAUCUACCAAAGAAUCAUCAAAAGAAUCAAAAGAUUCUUCAAAAGAUUCAAGUUCAAAAGAUAAAAAAUUCCCAACAAAAACUUUAUUAGGUGGUGUUAUAACAGAAGAUAGAAAAAUUGGUUCUGGACCAAUUGCAAAAUCAAAUAAUAAAGUUGGUAUUAGAUAUAUUGGUAAAUUAAAAAAUGGUAAAGUAUUUGAUAAAAAUACAACUGGUAAGCCAUUUAGUUUUAAAUUAGGUAAAGGUGAAUGUAUUAAAGGUUUUGAUUUAGGUGUUACAGGAAUGAGUGUUGGAGGUGAAAGAAGAGUUAUAAUUCCAGCCAAAAUGGGUUAUGGAUCUCAAGCAUUACCAGGUAUUCCAGCUAAUUCCGAAUUAACUUUUGAUAUAAAAUUAGUUUCAUUAAAAUAA